Ceratitis capitata (Mediterranean fruit fly) is the source of this 1389-nucleotide messenger RNA. RefSeq lists its product as uncharacterized. The transcript has a single exon. The record is from RefSeq and is a predicted model, not a curated record. NCBI's taxonomy places the organism in Eukaryota, Metazoa, Arthropoda, Insecta, Diptera, Tephritidae. The coding region runs from base 53 to 1021 and encodes 322 amino acids.
CCCAUCACCGCGUUCUAAAACGCUACAGUUUGAGCGUGAAAUUCCAACAAAAAUGUACAGCAAAGUACUUGCAGCAUUGCUCAUUGGAGCGGUAUUGUUACAACAGACAACGGCGGCCAGCGCACCAGCACCACAAGCGUCACAAGCAACGGAGGAACAGGAUACACCCGAAGCUUUGGCAGCACUCGAAGCACGCUUAGCUGAGAAUGACGAGAUCGACGAGCGCGCUGUGAAUUUUCUCAAUGUGAAAAACUGGAAUGAGAAGACUAUCGAUAAUAAGUAUGACCCGGACGAUUUACCCGCCUUGGCCUACGCUCUGGAUCAAAUAUACACUGGCAACGCGGCCUCCUUCAAAAAGAUGGUACGUCUGCAAUUGUAUUUGUAUCAGAAGUUCGAGGACGAAGGCGAUGAUAAUGACAAAUACACUUUCAAUGUGGCUUACUAUUUUUUGAAAAUGAAAAAAGACAAGCAAUAUUCAAACCUCUCCAGCGAUCUGAAAAGCAAACUCAAUGAAUAUAUCAGUUAUUUGCCCCCGUCACUGGACUUCUUCUUCUUCCAGCCGUCAUUCUGUCUGCUGAAUCGCAAAUAUUUGCAGUAUGUGUACGCGACCGAAACGCCCAUUGACAGUCAACGUGAUCACAUUUUUGUCUUUAAAUCCAACAACAUUAAUGCUAAUCAAAGGCCUUGGAUGACAAAGGUGAGCGAUGUGUCCACCAAUCGUCAGACGAAAUUGAAGAUCACUCUGAAGCAAAAUAAAUCCAAGCGUGUGGCGUAUUUGGAACGUGGUAACUAUGGUGGUAAGAAGAAUUUGGUGGCAGCCUGGCACUCGAGUUUCCAGGAACCCGACAACUACGAAUGGAAUGUCUCACUCUAUCAAAAUCAGCUGAUCUUUAGCCAAAAUGGACGUGUGAUUUGUGCCAGCGGGUCCACUUAUGAUCAGAACCGACGUUACGUGCAAGGUGUUGCCGGCAAUGGUUUGAAUGCACCGGAAUGCCAAUGGUAUGCCAAGCGGUGUCCGUGAGCCUGAGCGGGAAAGUGUUUAGAAGAGAGAUUGAGAAACAAAAAGAGAGAAAGAGAGAUAGAGAGGGAGAGAGAGAGAGAGUGAGAGGGAUGGAGAGGUGGAGUGAAAGAAAAAAGGAAAAAGUAUUGCGCAAAGCCAAACAUCGAAGAUUGUAUUUUAAACGAAAAAUAAAAUAAAAUUGUGGAAAAAUUGAAUUUGCAAAAACAAAGCGAAAAUAAUGAUUUAAAGACGUCCAAACAUAUUGCCUGAGAAAAAUCGUAAAAUCCAUUAGUGUAAAAUUAUUUACAAUCAAAACUACUAAGCACUUCGUAUACCAAAAGUUAAUUGCCUAUCGGUUAAUGGUUUACCAAAGGAAUUACAAAAAAAAA